CGAAUCCCAUUCUCGCUGGUUUCACACCACUCCCACCGCCUAUCCAUACAUAACCUGAGCGGUCCAGGGAUUUUGUACCUGGUAGCCUCAAUCUCCCCACCAAAUAUCUCCCGUCAUCACCCACCUCCUUUGAUCAGCAGCGUCAUCAACCGAGACAAUGGACUUGAACGAGCAGGCCCCCGCGCCGUCGACGCCGGAUGCGCCAGACCAAGAAACGAUGGAGCAGAUUCGUCGGCGGAGACUGGCCAAGCUCGGAGGGCCCGCGGCUUCAACAUCCGCUGCUCCAUCCCCAGGCACUACGACACCGACCGCCGCCGGGCUCAAUUCCUCGAAACCAGCCGAGGACAAGACAGCAGCGCAGGGGGCCGAAACACCCGCAACGGUAGAGCCUCGUCCGAAGAUCAACAUUUCGCCUACACCGGCGGCAACCCCUCAAAGCACAGGCAGCCCCAAUAGCAGCAGCAGAGCAGGUAGUACCAGCAACGCAGAGUCCCGCGCCAAGAGGCGAGCAUCAGAUGUUGACGGGCACGCAGCGAUCGCGCCGUCGCCCAGGAAGCAGACCCCCGCCGCCCCGGAGACGAUCGACGAGUAUGCCGAUCGCGUGCUGUCGACCAUCUUCCGCGUCACCGUCGACCCGGACCGCUCGACGGACAGCCAGGGCCAUAAGCUGGCCUUCCUGCCGGACCUGAGCGCGGACCUGGCCGCCGAGGGCGCCACGCUGCGGCUGUCGGUUGGGCGUUUGGAGGAGGCCAUUAUGGAAGCUGCCACGGCGUAUCCCCGCGAACGCCCGCUGCUCGAGUACCUCUUGCCGUGCUGGAAGCGCGUCGUAAGAAUGCUCAAGGUGUUGCGUGGUCCGGCGCCCGAGAAGGAGGCGCUGCUUAAGGAGGCCAGGCGGUUGUGUUUUAGUAACUGCAUCUUUGCGUUGACGGUGCCGGAGCUGUUUAGCCGAGAACCAAAUCCCCAGCACGACACGCUGGUCCCAUAUCUGUUGCACGAGGUCGAGAGCGAGAACGGCUUGUGCAUGGAUUUCUUUAUCGAGGCAGUGGCUCGUCUGGACGACGACGACACGAUUGCUCCGCUGUUCACCAAGGCGAUGGUGGAUAUCAGCACCAAACUGUCUACAAUGAGCAUGAACGACGAUUACAAGCCUUGUGUCAACGCACUCUUGACAUACUCGAGGUUCCCGCCGCUUCUUGACGCGUUAGCACAACACCCCUGCUUCCAGAUGGCGCAAUCCGCACCCAACAUCGAGAAGAAUACCAUCCUUGGUCCGUUCUUCAGGAUAUCGCCGCUUCAGCCAGAGGUGACGACAGUCUACUUCGCGGGACCGCGGACAAUGGACAAGGGGCGCAUUCAGACAUCUCAGAGUGCACUGCAGAUGACUCUAGGGGCGCAUCAGACAGAUCUUAGGACGAUCAUCAACGCCUUCAUCCGGGCGAGCCCUCAGACCAGGAACAAGGUGCUGGACUGGUUUGCCUACAUUAUGAACGUCAACCAUAAGAGGCGUGCUAUCCAAGUUGACCCCAAGGAGGUCUCAUCCGAUGGUUUCAUGAUCAACGUGACCGUCAUACUGGACACCUUAUGCGAGCCUUUCAUGGACGGCACAUUCUCGAAAGUAGGACGUAUCGAUGUUGGCUAUUUCAGGAGAAAUCCAAGGCUCGACAUCAAAGAUGAGACAAAGCUGAAUGCGGAUCAAGCGCAAUCAGAUGCCUUCUAUGCUAAGAAGCUGGACGGGGAGUCCAAUUUCAUCACAGAAAUUUUUUUCCUGACACUGGCGGCACAUCAUUACGGAAGCGAGGCGGCAAACUCCAAGAUGAAGAACCUCGACAGAGACAUCAAGUACUUCGAGAAAAACAUUGCCAUGAUGGAAGCGGAGCGGCCCAAGCUGAUUAGCCGACCGGCACAACUAAGGAUGUUGGAGGAGGCAGUCAAGCGGCACACGAACGUAUUGGAGCGGACAAUGGCGCUCAAGUUCUCGAUUGAGGGCGUUCUCCUGGAACAGAAGAUGCAGGCCCGGUCGCUGCUGUUUAUGCGGUACGUUACCGUUUGGCUGCUCAGACUCGCCAGUCAGACAGAGUACGCUCCGGACAAGCCGCUUAAGCUCCCGCUGCCCUCAGACCAGCCUGAGGCGUUCAAGUGUCUCCCGGAGUACGCGUUGCAAGAUGUUGUGGACAAUUUCAAAUUCGUCUUCCGCUACAUCCCACAGAUUAUCCUCUCGGCAGUAGGAGACGAGAUGAUUGCGCUAUGCAUUACCUUCCUGGAGUCGUCGGAGUAUGUCAAGAACCCCUAUCUCAAGUCAUCGCUCGUCACGCUGCUGUCUCACGGGACAUGGCCUACGUACCAUCUGAAGAAGGGUGUUUUGGGCGAUGCCAUGACCAACGCCAAGUUUGCCAACGACUACCUGCUCCAUGCUGUCAUGAAAUUCUACAUCGAGUGCGAGUCGACGGGCGCACACACGCAAUUCUACGACAAGUUCAACAUCCGGUACGAGAUCUUCCAGGUCAUCAAGUGCGUGUGGUCCAACGACGUGUACCGGGAGCAGCUGGUCCAGUCAAGCAAAUCCAACCGUGCAUUCUUUGUGCGCUUCGUCAACCUGCUCCUGAACGAUGCGACCUACGUACUAGACGAGGGUCUCAGCAAAUUCCCCAAGAUUCACGAUUUACAGGACCGCCUAAGAAACCCUGAACUUUCGCAACAGGACCGCGAGAAAACCGAAGAAGAUCUCCGCACCGCAGAGAGCCAAGCCACGAGCUACAUGCAGCUCGCCAACGAGACAGUCAGCAUGAUGAAGCUUUUCACCACAACCAUCAGCGAGUCCUUCACCAUGCCUGAGAUUGUCCAGCGCCUGGCGGGCAUGCUUGACUAUAAUCUCAACAUCCUGACCGGUCCCAAGUCGAAAACCCUCAAGGUUGAAAACCCAGAGAAAUACUUCUUCAACCCUAAAACCCUCCUCCCGGAGCUCGUAGACAUCUACAUCAACCUCGGCGGAGUCCAAUCCUUCAUCGAAGCCGUCGCCGCCGACGGCCGUUCGUACAAAACCUCCACCAUGGCCACGACGGCGCACAUUCUACGGAGCCGCCAUCUUAAGGACGAAAAAGACAUCCAGGCGUGGGAGUUGCUCGCAGCCAAGUUUGAGUCGGCCAAGGAGGCGCUGGACCAGGCCGAGCUGGACUAUGACGACGCUCCCCCGGAGUUUGAAGACCCCAUCAUGGGGAUCCUGAUGACCGACCCGGUCAUUCUGCCGUCGAAGCAUGUCGUAGACCGAUCGACGAUCACGCAGCAUCUGCUCAGCGAUCCCAAGGAUCCGUACACUCGCCAGCCGAUGGGUAUCGAGGAUGUCGCUCCGGAUGACGAGCUCAGGGAGAAGAUUGAGCGGUGGAAGGCGGAGAAGAGGGCUAAGGCUAGGGAGGAGGUGGUUAGUAGUACUGCGGAGGGGCCGGGGGAUGCGAUGGAUACGACGGAGUGAGUUAUUUGUGGACGGAGCGAGGCCCAUUGCGGAGUGAAUGACUGUCCGCUCGUUGCUGGCUGCUGGCCGAAGUUGGGUUGGUUGCGGUAGAGCAGGGGGGGAAUAGGAGGGGGAAGGUGAGAAGAGUUGUGAAGUUGGGGGCGGGGAAUGAAGGAUGGGACGAGCGAUGCUGGGGGCCGAAUGUUUAUUGUGAUGUAUGAAACUGGGAUUCGGCUUAUCGAGGAGUAGAGUUUGGGCUUGGAGAAGAACCUGACGAAGGACCCGAUCGGUUCACUCUCCGUCGUCCCCGGGGUUGGGGAGUUCAUACGGAAGGGAGGAUAUCCCUUUUCGUGUAACGGGUUGUAUUUAUUCAAUCUAGGUCAGAAAGAGACAAACUUGCUUUGAGAAACACGUGAGGGGGAACUCGUGGUGUUGAGGGCUGGCUCGUUCAACGG
Parathielavia appendiculata is the source of this 3900-nucleotide messenger RNA. RefSeq lists its product as uncharacterized. The transcript is spliced from 4 exons. Gene Ontology annotation, molecular function: ubiquitin-ubiquitin ligase activity. NCBI's taxonomy places the organism in Eukaryota, Fungi, Ascomycota, Sordariomycetes, Sordariales, Chaetomiaceae. Gene Ontology annotation, cellular component: ubiquitin ligase complex; nucleus; cytoplasm. Gene Ontology annotation, biological process: protein polyubiquitination. Bases 158 to 3466 code for a protein of 1102 amino acids. The record is from RefSeq and is a predicted model, not a curated record.